ACCAGUCGCUUCAUCCAAUAGAAAAAAAAAUGGCACAAACUCCCGUGAGUUUUGACGAAAAGGAAAAGAUUUGGAGUGGCCCUCAUAGGAAGACAAUGUCAAAGGAUGAGACUUCUCUAGGUGAAAUUAUUUUCCAGAACAUGAGAGCUUCGCCGAAUAACAUUUGUCAGAUAUGCGACGUAGACGGUGUGAGUGUUACAUUCGAUCAAGCUCUAACCUGGGCCAUACGAAUGGCCCAGUUCUUCAAGAAGAAAGGUCUUGGACAUAAUGAUGUGAUUGGUAUUCUGGCCGAAAACUCCACACUCUUGAUGCCCCUAGGAGUAGCCUGCCUAAUGAAUGGAACUCCUUUUCACACAGUCAAUCCAAUGUGGAACGAGGCCCUUAUCUGCCACAUAUUGUCCCUUACAAAGCCAUUGUUAAUAUUCUGCGAUGGAAAUGCAUACGAGAAAAUAUAUAAGGCAACAAUCGAGUGGCAGCCAGAGAUCUAUAUACUAAGAGAUCAUGUGGAGGGAGUGCCGAGCAUUAAAACUCUCUUGGAUCCUACAACGUCGGAAGGGUCUUACCAGCCGGAGCCCUUGAGGGAAGGAGGCGAUCAAACCGUGGCCAUGCUGUGCUCCUCGGGCACAACUGCCCUCCCCAAGGCUGUCUGCAUCUCCAACAGUCGGCUUAUGCCUUUACAAGGUGUGAGCAGCGGCUCAGUUAUCUUCACUUGGGGCACUCUCAGCUGGAUCUCUGGUCUUUGGGGGCUUGUCAAUAGCACAGCACUGAACUGCACCCGCAUCAUCAGCCGGAAGCCCUUCUCCGCCGAAUAUCUGGUGCAUCUCGUUGAAAAUUACAAGAUCAAUGUAAUCGGUCUACCUCCCAGUCAUGUCUAUGAUCUGGUCAAUUGUCCCAUGGCCACGUCAAGGUCUUUAGGCUCCAUUCGCCUUUUAAUCUGCGGUGGAGGAGUGGCAUCCACGGCCAUUCUUCAAAGGUGCCAGAAGCUCUGUGAAAAUGGAACUGUUAGCAAUACGUAUGCGAUGAGUGAGACGGGGACCAUAUGCAGGGCCGGAGGACUGACCCAUGGAGGCACGGUAGGCCGGCCCGUUCCAGGUUAUAGAAUACGCAUUGUGGACGAGCAGGGUGUGAGCCAGGGACACAAUCAGAUUGGAGAGAUAUAUGUGCAUUCGGGCCUGGGCUGGAAAGGAUACUAUGGAAAUUCCGAGGAGUCACGCCGUAUGCAGGACCCCGAUGGCUGGUUCCACACCGGCGAUCUCGGAUACUUUGACGAGCAAAACUUUCUCUUUGUGGUGGAUCGCAAGAAGGAGAUCCUCAAGUACCAACAACGUCCUUACUGGCCAGCGGAGAUCGAAAAGGUUAUAUUGGAGCUCCCGCAGGUUGAGAACGUGUGCGUUGUGGGUAUCUUCGACGAGGAGGUGGGUGACAAGGCCGGUGCCCUUGUGGUCAGGAGCAACGAAACCAACAUAAGUGCCAAGGAGAUUGUGAAUCAUGUGGCUAAGCGAUUACCUGAGCUGCGAAGGCAGCUCCAUGCUGGGGUGAAAUUCACCAACAAACUACCCCUCAAUGCAAAUGGAAAAAUUAUGCGAAAGGAGGCGCGUGAUUUAUUUAACGCACUUGGAGAUUUGUCUAAUGAUAAAUUUUAACAUGA
This is a messenger RNA of Drosophila kikkawai, 1648 nucleotides long. RefSeq lists its product as uncharacterized. Gene Ontology annotation, molecular function: long-chain fatty acid-CoA ligase activity. The record is from RefSeq and is a predicted model, not a curated record. Gene Ontology annotation, biological process: fatty-acyl-CoA biosynthetic process; long-chain fatty acid metabolic process. NCBI's taxonomy places the organism in Eukaryota, Metazoa, Arthropoda, Insecta, Diptera, Drosophilidae.